ACCUCGUGCAAACGUACCUCGCCCACGCCCGACACCCACCUUGCAUGAGUGUCACUAGCUCAUUCUGAGCGCGCGAACUUUGCAAAUCGACUGCCGUCGCCAGUGGUUCCAUUCGAACAAGACACAUCCAGUCCGGCUCUCAGGAUGUCCAUGUCAAUCGAGGAGCUGGACGCUACCGUCCGCAUCCUCUACGAGAGUAGAGGCGAACCCCAAAAACAAGCGCAACUCACGCUCAACCAGUUCAAAGAGAACCCCGACGCGUGGCUGCUUGUCGACAAGAUACUACAGGAUGCCGCGUACCCCCAGACAAAGUAUUUGGGUCUCCAGGUCCUGGACAGCGUUAUCAUGACGCGCUGGAAGGUGUUGCCUAGGGAUCAGUGCCAAGGUAUCCGCAACUUCAUUGUCAACUUCAUCAUCACGGCCUCUAGCACCGAGGAGAGCCUCCGAGCGAACCGCACGCUCUUGAACAAGCUCAACCUGGUCCUCGUCUCGAUUCUGAAGCAGGAAUGGCCGCACAACUGGCCCACCUUCAUCAACGAGAUCAUUUCUUCCUGCCAUAGCAGUCUCCCCAUUUGCGAAAACAACAUGGCCAUCCUCAGACUGCUCUCGGAAGAGGUCUUCGACUACUCCGCGGACCAGAUGACCUCAACCAAGACGAAAGAGCUCAAGCAGAGCAUGUGCGAUGAGUUCACGUCCAUUUACCAACUCUGCUCCGAGGUUUUGAGGACGGCCGAGCAAGCCACCCUUAUUAAGGCCACACUGGAAACCCUGUUGCGUUUCCUCAACUGGAUUCCUCUUGGCUAUAUCUUCGAGACCCCGCCGAGCGGAAUCAGCCUGAUCGAGACUCUACGUAGCAGAUUUUUGGAGGUUCCGGAAUUCCGCAACAUCACUCUGAAGUGUUUGACGGAGAUUGCCAGUUUGCACACGGAGCCUGCGUACAACGAGAAGUUGGUGCAAAUGUUUACGGAGACGCUACAGGAGAUUGCCAAGAUUAUCCCAUUGCAGCUUGAUUUGAAGACUACUUAUGCAAGCAGCAACAGCAGAGACCAGGAGUUUGUUCAAAACUUGGCCUUGUUUCUGUGCAACUUCUUUUCCAUGCACUUGAGCGUCAUCGAAAAUCUCCCGAAUCGCGACUACCUUACCCACGGCCACUUUUAUCUCAUCCGCAUCAGUCAGAUCGAUGACCGCGAAAUCUUCAAGAUUUGUUUGGAGUAUUGGACGAAACUCGUUUCCGAACUUUACGAUGAAAUGCAGCAAUUGCCCAUCACCGACGUCAACCCUCUUAUCAACAUGGGUAUCGCCGGUUUGGCGAACGGUGGCGCCCGUGACCCCAGCGUCCUCGCGAACUAUCCUCUGCGCAAGCACAAGUACCAAGAGGUUCUCUCGAACCUGCGCCAGGUCAUGAUUGAGAAGAUGGUUAGGCCCGAGGAGGUCCUCAUCGUUGAAAACGACGAGGGUGAAAUCGUUCGCGAAUUCGUCAAGGAGAGCGACACCAUUCAGCUUUACAAGUCAACAAGAGAGUGCCUGGUUUUCUUGACGCAUCUUGAUGUCAACGACACUGAGCAAAUCAUGUCCGAAAAGCUGGCUCGCCAGGUUGAUGGUAGUGAAUGGUCAUGGGCCAACUGCAACACUCUGUGCUGGGCAAUUGGUUCGAUUUCCGGUGCGAUGAAUGAGGAGACUGAGAAGAGGUUCCUGGUCACUGUCAUCAAGGACUUGCUGGGUCUGACGGAGAUGAAGCGUGGCAAGGACAACAAGGCCGUCGUUGCCAGUAACAUCAUGUACAUUGUCGGCCAAUACCCUCGGUUCCUGAAGGCCCACUGGAAAUUCCUUAAGACCGUCGUCAACAAAUUGUUUGAGUUCAUGCACGAGACGCACGAGGGUGUUCAGGAUAUGGCUUGCGACACAUUCAUCAAGAUCGCCAACAAAUGCAGACGCCACUUCGUUGCGCUGCAGCCUGGCGAGACGGAACCGUUCAUCGACGAGAUCGUCCGCAAUUUGCGCAAAAUCACCAUAGACCUGACUCCCCAGCAGAUCCACACGUUCUACGAGGCCUGCGGUUACAUGAUCAGCGCCCAGGGCCAGAAGAGUAUCCAGGAGCGUCUCAUCCAAGAACUCAUGUCGCUCCCCAACGCUGCCUGGGAUUCUAUCAUUCAAUCUGCGAACAACAAUCCCAGCAUCCUCCAGGACGGCGAAACCAUCAAGAUUAUCGGCAACAUCAUGAAGACCAAUGUGGCAGCUUGCGGUUCUAUCGGAAGCUACUUCUACCCCCAGAUCGGUCGCAUCUACCUGGACAUGCUAACCAUGUACCGUGCUGCCAGCGGUCUGAUCGACGAAUCAGUUCAGCGGGAGGGUAACGUCGCGACCAAGAUGCCAAGGGUUCGCGGUCUCCGGACGAUCAAGAAGGAGAUACUCAAGCUCAUCAACACCUAUGUUGACAAGGCUGAUGAUCUGGAAAUGAUCCACAACACCCUCGUUCCGCAAUUGCUGGAAGCUGUCCUCAUCGACUACAAGCGUAACGUGCCUGAUGCGCGUGAGGCUGAGGUGCUGAACGUCAUGACCACGAUCAUCAACAAGCUACAUAGUUUGAUGGAGGACCAGAUCAUGAACAUCAUGGACGCCGUGUUCGAAUGCACGCUCGAAAUGAUCAACAAGGACUUCUCGGAAUACCCAGAGCACCGCGUGGAGUUCUUCAAGCUUCUCCGGACGAUCAACCUUCGCUGCUUCCCUGCUCUUCUGAAGCUGGACGGUCGUUCGUUCAAGUUCGUCAUCGACUCUUGCAUGUGGGCCAGCAAGCACGACAACCGUGAGGUUGAGGCUGCUGGCUUGGGCAUGUGCUUCGAACUUGUCAGCAACAUGUCUGAAACCGAUCCUCAGACGUGCAAUGCGUUCUUCCAAACUUUCUACACCACCAUCCUGCAGGACGUCUUCUUCGUGCUUACAGACAGUGACCACAAGGCUGGGUUCAAGCAACAAUCGAUCUUGCUUGCCAAGCUCUUCUGGCUUGUAGAAUCUGGCAAGCUCCAGGGCCCCAUCUACAGCCCCGACCUUGCGCCCGUUGGCACCUCAAACAGGGAUUUCCUCAAGAACUUUGUCGGCGCUCUGUUGACAAACGCUUUCCCCAACCUCCAAACGCUACAAAUCUCCAACUUCAUCGAUGGCCUCCUUGCAAACAACUCGGACUUGAACCGCUUCAAACUCAUCCUCCGUGACUUCCUCAUUAGCUUGAAGGAGUUUGCGGGCGACAACGCCGAGCUCUUUGCGGAAGAGCGCGAGCUUGCGGCCAAGCAAGCCAAGGACCAGGAGCGCGAGCGUGCCAUGAAGGUGGGCGGUCUGUUGAAGCCUUCGGAGCUGGAUGACGACGAACUGUGACUUGACCAAGAGUUGGAUACACACGUCGCCGUUCGUACGCAGUACGAUCGACCCGUUAGUCCUGGGCAUGAGGCGAGCGAUUUCAAUGAAGCUGGCGCCGACCUUGGU
Aplosporella prunicola CBS 121167 is the source of this 3477-nucleotide messenger RNA. RefSeq lists its product as uncharacterized. Gene Ontology annotation, cellular component: cytoplasm; nucleus. Bases 145 to 3369 code for a protein of 1074 amino acids. The record is from RefSeq and is a predicted model, not a curated record. Gene Ontology annotation, biological process: ribosomal large subunit export from nucleus; protein export from nucleus; ribosomal small subunit export from nucleus. Gene Ontology annotation, molecular function: nuclear export signal receptor activity; small GTPase binding. The transcript has 9 exons. NCBI's taxonomy places the organism in Eukaryota, Fungi, Ascomycota, Dothideomycetes, Botryosphaeriales, Aplosporellaceae.